Molecule: messenger RNA, 4173 nt
Organism: Chiloscyllium plagiosum (whitespotted bambooshark)
Lineage: Eukaryota; Metazoa; Chordata; Chondrichthyes; Orectolobiformes; Hemiscylliidae
Source: RefSeq, a predicted model, not a curated record
CAUCCUCAUCUUCUCUCUGCCUUCCUACUUCUGUUCUCUCUCCCUCCCACUAGCUCCUUUCACCUACUCCUCUCCCCCACCCCCUUAGCCCACCAUGCUCCCCUUCUCCUCCUGACACUUUCCCUCUCUUCCAUGUACCCUUCUAUGUCUGGAUGUUUGGUGUCUAAUUGUCCAAUGACCCUGUGAAGAGGGAUCUCCACAUUUGAAAUCUCUUGAGUCUGUCUUCCUGACUGCAGAAUGAGUUGCAGGCUGGCACUGUGUGUCUUGGUUCGGGUAUCUCUGCUGUCUGGGAUCCUGGUUGGAAUGUCCAUGGGUCAGGACAUGUCCCAGCCAUACUACCACCAGGAGAAUGUGAUCGACCUUCUGGAAGCCCUGAACAUCACAAGAUCUAUAAGGGGAGUGAGCAGAAGCAAAGGCUUGGAGCCAGGGUUCCCAGCUUGGAAGUUCCGUAACCGUGUGCCACAUCUCACUCUGCCACGGGAUUAUGCCAUCUACUUCCUCACCUCCAUGCAAGGCUCCAUUGGCUUCCACUUUGUGGCGAAGCAGAGCAAGAAUUCCGAGGGGACAGUGAUCUCCUUUACCUCACCCACCAUCACCAAGAAGGAUGGACAGCCACUUCUACAGCUUGUGUCCAGCACCAGAAGUAACCAGCUUCGACUGGAUUACCGAACUGUGCACAACAUGGAGCCAGCGUCUGUCACCUUCCCUGGAGGGACCCCCUUUGGGAAUGGGCAAUGGGGCAGAGUGGCCUUCAACCUAGAAGCUCAGAAGAUAACACUAUUCAUUGACUGUGAGGAAGACAUCAUCUUUGAAAAGACCAUGGGCGAUGAUGCCAUCAGCCUGAUCCUCCCCAUUGACUUGGAGAUUCACUUCUCCAGUACAGCGGGAGACCGCAACAGCAAGUUCACGGGCUAUUGGCAGACCGCAGAAAUCUCCCCCAGUGGAUUCAUUCGCCGCCCAUGGCACUGUGAUAAUCUCCCAGAUUCAUUACCUUUGCCAUAUUCCUUGGCUGAGGAACGUUAUUCUAAUUCCGAUGAACAAUUCCAAUUCCAUGAAGAGGAUUCCCCACAUCCGUUGUCAUUGUCUGACAUUAGUCAGUAUCAGCAGCAGCAGAGUGAUGCUGGGGAGUCCGUGCUAAGCCACAACCUAACAUCUGCAAACCCAGAGCAACGCCUGGCAAGGCUAGAGGAGAUGGUGACCUCAUUGGGUACAAUGCUGGAUAUGCUGAAAGCUCAGAAUGCUGAUCUGUUAGUACGAGUCAAGCACCUGGAGACAUGUGAAUGCAGGAAGCCCACAUGUUCAUGGCACGGGAGACAGUAUGAGGAGGGUCAGUUGUGGGAGCAGAAUCUCUGCAGCACCUGUACCUGCACCAAAGGCGAGGUACAUUGUUCCAGGCGGAAUGACAGUGCGAUCUGUCAGGAUCCCUGUGUUACCAGACCCUGCAAGAAUGGGGGUCACUGCCAAGCUCUCCCCUCGGACUCUGGGCAACAUCCCUCUGGAUUUAUCUGCAGCUGCCCCAUGACAUCCACAGGACGUCUGUGUGAGAAGCCAAUGGUGCAGGUCUGCUCUCUGCCCAGGCUUACAGGUGUUUGUAAAGGAAAGCACAGCAUUUCGACGAGGCGCUGGUUUUACAGUACCCUCUCGGGUCUUUGUGAAGAGUUUGAUUAUAGUGGCUGUGGCGGAAACAGCAACAAUUUUCAGACACAUGAGGAAUGCACAAAGCGAUGUGAGGUUGGUGCUUGCUGCUUCCGCCAACCAAAGCUGACCAACUUCCUGACUGGCUACGACCAUGAAGGUUAUGAUCGCUAUGGAUACAAUGUAUCUGGCCUGGAUCGGUCUGGUAGGCAUCUGGUGGCCUUUAACCCUGUGCGUUCUGGACCUGCACUGUUCGGGCCAAAUGGACAGGUCUUCAGUGGCCUGAGCGAUGGACGUGAGUUUGACAAGUAUGGGUUUGACAAACAGGGUUAUGACCGGGAUGGGUUUCAUAAGGACACUGGGUUUAAUCUGACUGGAUACAAUAAAAGAGGAGAGCACGACUCCAGACACGAGUUUGACACGACUGGAUUCAACGCUGAGGGUUAUAAUCGUGCCCAGUUUGACUGUGUUGGGAUCAAUCGCGAGGGGUUCAACUACCUUGGCUAUUUCGCAGCCUUUGACUACCAUUGUGAAUACCUGCCGUCCUCACACUGCCAGGCCAUCGAUCGUGCUGACCUGAGGAGAGAGGUGGUCAGCUUCAGACCAGGCCAAAGGUGUGAGGACAGCUCCUGUGGCCAGAGUUGUGGCUGCACCUUCCAAGGUCGUUCCUAUCACUUUGGUGAGUCCUUUGAGUACAGUUGUGAGAUCUGUCUGUGCAGUUACACCGGAGUGAUCGAGUGUAACUGUCGACAUGUCAGUCAACGCAAGGAGAUCCGAGAUAUGAUGGCUGGCGAGAUGAAGACUUAUCAGGCCGCAAUACGGGAUCUCUACUCAAAACAAGGUACCUGGGAGGAGUUUGCCAGAUUGAGAGCGGAGUACGCCCGGCAGGCCAAUGGUCCAUCUACCUUCCUUCCCUGGCACCGAUACUUUCUCCGCAUGGUUGAGCGGGAGUUGCAGAAGGUAUCAUGUGACAUCAGCAUUCCAUACUUUGAAUGGACCAUUGAUGUAGGCUCAAUGGAAAGCUCAACUGCCUGGCAGGCUAAUUUCUUUGGGCCGAAUGGAGACUCCAAGACAGAAUGUGUCUUACAACACCCUUUCCAGCAGGACGGCAAGUGGGAACCUUGUCUCCGUCGCCAGUUUAACUCUUCCAUCACUCUGCCCGAUGCCAUCAACAUCCAGCUGAUAUUGGCAGAAGAAGACUUUGACCAAUUCUCCAUUCAGAUAGAGGCCAUCUCUGGCCUCUUCCAUCUUUGGGUUGGAGGUCACAUGGCCUCUCCUUUCAGUCCUUACGAUCCGAUCUUCCUGUCUCAUUAUGCAUUUGUCGACAAGCUUUGGACUCACUGGCAAGACCGCAGUCCCAAUGGCUUGCCCCGUUAUCCUCCUGAACUUCGGUUUGUGAAGAUGAAACCAUUUGACAUUGCCCCAGAUGAUAUCCUCCUGUCUCAGCAACAGCUAUGUACGACCUACGCCCCAGUCACACUUGGUGCCCCCUGCAACGAUACGACCCCUGACCCCGCCGUCCAUCACCACGCCGGCUACAACGGGGAAGAUUAUGAUCAACCUGCCCAGCCUGAACUGCAGGGAGAGUAUGAUGUACAUGGCUACAAUCAGUACGGAUACGAUCGCCAUGGCUACGACCAAUCCAGUUGGGAUCCAUAUGGUUACAACAGAGACCAUUUCAAUCGGGAUGGUUUCGAUGUUGAAGGAUUUGACGUUUCUGGAUAUAAUCGGUAUGGAUUCAAUCGGUCACAAGUGACACCAUUUGGAAUGAGGAAGGAUGAGUCCUAUCUGCCUUACGUUGAAGUGGAGCUCAUUGACUCGCUCUUUGACAGGGGCUAUAACAUGUACGGGUACAACAAGUUUGGGUUGGAUAAGAACGGGUUCGAUGUGUUUGGCUUUGAUGAGAAUGGCUAUGACAAGGACAACUGUAAUUAUUUCUUCCGUGGCCCUCAUCACAUGAGAUUCUACUUCUUCAUCCAGCAGCAGUUAUACAUGACCAGUCCCGAGCUGCUGCUCAAUGUUAAACGUAUCUGCCCUCCCAUAAGCCCGCUCCCAGAUUGGUGGCUUGUUCAGAACUGGAUGACUAUCGAUGUGCAAGAAACAGUCACCACAAUCAGGCUGAUUGAACAGAAAUGGGCAUCCAGUCAUCCAUUUGACCACGGAUAUAUCCCCAGCAUCACCUCCGUGAAAGACAACAACCUUUGGCUUCCUGUGACUCCUGACCUCAGCUUCCUGAAUAAUCCAAAGUUCAUCCUGCUCCAGCUUCAGUUCCUUCACGCGGCCUGUGAGGAGCUGGAGUUGGGUGCACUUCUCAUAGCUGAUCAACUGGCUACGCAUAAUUCAACACAUUCGGAUCAGGACCUUGAGAAAUGUCGUCUCCUGGGCAAACAGAAUUGUUAUGGUGGCUUCAUUUAUUUUGGUUAUUGCUACAAGUUUGUUCUUGAGAAAAAGUCUUGGAUUGAUGCUGAGAUACUUAAUAUCAAAAUAAUUGACUGUGUUCAAAUAGAACAUACUGUGACUUACACUGCACCAUUGUAA